GAUAUGACGCUAGUUAGCUGUUUUGCUAAGAAAACACGUUCAUUUCUACUCACUUUUAUUUCUAUUUUUUCUGGUAACUUGAAGAAACUUCAUAUGAUAUAAUGUUCACAGCCUUUUUCCACCUACUGUGAUCGACCGUUUAUUAUAUUUUGCUGUGAAUCCUGCCGAAGAGCUUUAGGAAUGGACCACCACAGAUCCAGCAACCCCGUCUCCAGUUACCAGCAUCAUCCCCGUCAGUCCCCAUACAGACGAGAAAGGGAAGGACAUCACUCUAACGGUGAACGCAUCAGACGAACAAACCACCAUCAGGAUCUGUCCGUGCCAACACCGGCGCCACUGACCUUUCAUGGUCUGAGCACCAGAAAGGAGCUUUAUGAGAAGGACUUUCCGUUGUACAGACAGCCUGUGGAAGUUGGAGGUUUCUCCCUUGACACUCAGCGUAGAUUUUUCAAUGACAGCAGACAGAUGAGAUACUACGUGGAGCCUGAAAGAAACCCUAAUUUUGACCUGAGAGAUGGGUACAAGGACCGCUUCACAAAGAGGGACGAAAGCGUGAAGGAGAAGCUGGACCACAUUCUCCGAUGGAUUGUAGCUAAUAGAUCCAAGCUUAAGUCAAGAGCAACUACAAGUUCAUCAUGUGCCUUGGAUGCUGAUUUUGUGACAUGGCGUGGUCAUCUGACCAAGCUGCUGACCACUCCUUAUGAAACGAGGGAUGGUUGGUCGCUUGCAGUCACCAAGUUCAAUGGCACAAUUUACAUCAGUGAGGUGGAAACAGAAGCUGCUCGCUUGGAACGAGAGAACCGACCUGCGAGGCUCCAUGAGAUGAUGUACUGGGGAUACAAGUUUGAGCAGUACAUAUGUGCAGAGAACACCCACAGUUCACCUGACCCCAGCGGAGUGGUUAACACCAACGAGGCCUUCUGCACUGUGGUUCAGACUCGACUUGCAGAUCACAAACUCUUGUUCUCCGGGGAGGUGGAUUGUCGGGAUAAAGAUCCCAGUGCGCCACCUCCUCCUGCUUGUUAUGUGGAGUUGAAGACCUCUGCAGAAAUCUGCACACCCAAGCAGCGCAGCAACUUCCACAGGUUCAAACUGCUCAAAUGGUGGGCCCAGUCUUUUCUCCCUGGAGUCCCCCGCAUUGUGGCAGGUUUCAAAGAUCACAAUGGCGUUGUUGUAUCCGUGGAAACCUUUCAUGUCUCCAAAAUUUCUCAUCUCAUCAAGAAUGAAUACAACUGCUGGAAGCCAACAGUUUGUAUGAACUUCUGCAGCGAGUUUCUGUCUUUUGUGAAGAGCGUAGUUACAGAAGACAGUCACAGAGUGGUGUACCUGUUCUCCUGGGAACCCCGCAAAGAUGUGAACUACUCUGUCCACAGGGAUUCCCAGUACUCCUUUCUGCCAAACUGGUACAUCGAGAAGAUGACCAGCAAAGACUCCCAGCACCCUCACUCCUGAAGGGAGUGAGGUUUUUUUUUUAUCAAACACCAAAACAAAGACUUUGAAUGACCAAUCAACCACCCAAUACUGCAUGAUAUUUUAGCUUCUUUUUUUCCUUUUACUUUUUAUACGGCAUGAAUGGACCAUGAAUAAAACAAAUACAAGGAAUUUUAAUAUUGUUCUUGGAAAUGUAUUUUCUUUAUUAAAACAAUCCUUAUGUAAAUAAGUGAAGAUAAAAAUCAAGAUAUCAUUAGAUAAGCAGUUAAAAAGUAUUCUCAUGUAAACAUGUCAAGUACAUUUUGAGUAAAAUAAGACAGUUAUUGAUUCCUGUGGCUAAAGUCUUAUUUUCCAAAUGCAUCACUGCUUUUACUAUUUUGAGAUGAAUGGCAAAAGGUCCACCAGUUUCCCAACUGAGCAGUUUAAAGGCAAAGGAGUUCAGUCUGGUGAGGUUUUUCAUUUUUUGUUUUAACUUUAGUAGCAGAUUUGCUUGUACUACAACAGCAGGGUGUCGGGCUUGUCUGCAGUCUGCGCUCUCAGAAUGCCCUUAUACCUGAAGAAAUAAAGUGCUCAUACUCCACCAGACUGAACAGCCAGCAGUUUAACAGCAACAGAGAGAAACAACUUUAGGAUAAGGGCAGGACCCAGUUUCAUUCACCAAAACAGAGAUCAUACAGAUAAAAACUACUGCUCACAAAUGCAGCACCAAUAAACUGUAAAUAAUGGAAGAAACCUGCAUGACAACAUUUACAUACAGCAUACUGACCAUUACACGAAUAAAAAUAAAACUCAGUGCAUCCCAGUUGUCUGCAGUGUUUGUGUAAUCAACUCACAAAACUUGACAUUUCAAUCUUUUCUAUUUGAAUCAUUCUUAGUUCACAUAAGCCCCAUAUGAACACUGAGCGGUUCGGUCCGGGCCAGUAGGGUCCGUUACGCUAUUUUGUGUGUUCCCAUUAUAAAAGGUCCCAUACAACCAAACUGUUUCUGGGCCCCCUUUUG
Cololabis saira (Pacific saury) is the source of this 2430-nucleotide messenger RNA. RefSeq names its product decapping exoribonuclease (gene dxo). The record is from RefSeq and is a predicted model, not a curated record. NCBI's taxonomy places the organism in Eukaryota, Metazoa, Chordata, Actinopteri, Beloniformes, Belonidae. Gene Ontology annotation, molecular function: mRNA 5'-diphosphatase activity. The coding region runs from base 181 to 1452 and encodes 423 amino acids. The transcript is spliced from 7 exons. Gene Ontology annotation, biological process: nuclear-transcribed mRNA catabolic process; NAD-cap decapping. Gene Ontology annotation, cellular component: cytosol; nucleus.